This is a messenger RNA of Sipha flava (yellow sugarcane aphid), 1224 nucleotides long. RefSeq lists its product as uncharacterized. The record is from RefSeq and is a predicted model, not a curated record. NCBI's taxonomy places the organism in Eukaryota, Metazoa, Arthropoda, Insecta, Hemiptera, Aphididae. The transcript is spliced from 2 exons. The coding region runs from base 647 to 1156 and encodes 169 amino acids.
UAAUAGCAAUUUUAUUUAUAUCUUUUUUUUUUUUUUAGAAGUAAAUAAUUAUAUUUAAAAUGUUAUAAUACUACUGGAGAACUUUUUGGUUUACCGGCCCAGUUCGAAACUAGAAUUAUAUCUCGAACGACGUACUCGAAAUAUAAAAGAAGACAUUUAAUACAUAUUAAUACAUAUUAUGUAAGACUUAUAAAAAUAAGUAAUCUGGCUUUAUAAAAAUAAGUCUUUAACCGACAAAAAAAAAAAAUGCUUGAAGAAUUUGUAUGAUUUUUUUGAAUAUUACAACUACGGUAAGGGUCGGAUGUGUGUUCGUACAUGUUUUUCCGGUCACUUGAAAUUUCCAUUUCAAUAUUAAAUGUUUUUUAUUAUAUUUCGAAUACGUCAUUUGAGAUAUAAUUCAAGUUUCGAACUGGACCGGUAAACCAAAAAGUUCUCCAACAGUAUUAUAACAUUUUAAAUAUAAUUAUUUACUUCUUAUACGUUACGUCAACGUUACCGCGUUACAUAAACCCUUUUAUCGUUUCUUCCGCCUGGUAUCGGACUGCCGUCGAGCCUCGGGGGCUUUGGCGGCCACUACCCGAGACCUGCAGCCACCCCGGCUGUCCGUCAUCGGCGUGGCGGUAGAGCGGUUAACCGUUUCGGAGGGAUGACCGUUGACCGACGAGCUUACGGGCGACUGGGCCAAACGACGGCGACCGCGCGACCCGCUCCGUGCUCCACUGGUUCCAGCCGCCUCCACGUCGUCGGACUGGUAAGAUCCCGUGGUCACACCGCGGUCGUCGCCAGUGCCUCCUGCGACCGUCCCGGUCGGAAUCAGAGCGCAGCGAUUGGUCGGGCGCGAAUGUUUCCGUCGGCGUUUCGGCGCGCAGGAACUCCGGCUCCGUCGGCGUUUCGGUGCGCAAGAUCUCGGUCUAGAGCUACGACGCCUUCUGGACCGGCAUCCACUUCGGUUCCUCUUGCGGCGACUGGCCGAUCGACUUCGCGAUCUGCUGCCGCACGAACUGCGCCGACGACGACCGCAACUGUCGCCUGGCGUGUCUGCGCUCGUUCCGGCAGACCCGUGAUCGUCGAGUACCAAGCGUCCGUCAAGGUCAGUGGACGAUUCUUCGGACAACCCGUUCCGGUUCUCAGUAAAGUUUACAUAAAGAAGAAAUAGUCAAGCAAUUUAUGCUUCCGGAGCGUAAAUCAAAAAUUGCAACAUUACUUAAACAACACGGACAAGCC